This is a messenger RNA of Prunus armeniaca (apricot), 198 nucleotides long. The record is from the annotation of a GenBank genome assembly. Lineage: Eukaryota; Viridiplantae; Streptophyta; Magnoliopsida; Rosales; Rosaceae.
AUGGAGAUGAGGCUUGUCGCCUGUGAGCGUAUGUCAAGGACACAAUGCUCGAAAAAGACUCCAUUGAGUUCGUGCUUCGUGGAGCAGCUUGUCUGCAAUGGAGAUGAGGCUUGUCGCCUGCGAGCGUAUGUCAGGGACACAAUGCUCGAAAAAGACUCCAUUGAGUUCGUGCUUCGUGGAGCAGCUUGUCUGCAAUGA